Molecule: messenger RNA, 2114 nt
Organism: Hyla sarda
Lineage: Eukaryota; Metazoa; Chordata; Amphibia; Anura; Hylidae
Gene: CCT3
Product: chaperonin containing TCP1 subunit 3
Exons: 14
Coding region: 223-1860 (545 amino acids)
Biological process (GO): protein folding
Cellular component (GO): chaperonin-containing T-complex
Molecular function (GO): ATP hydrolysis activity; ATP-dependent protein folding chaperone; ATP binding
Source: RefSeq, a predicted model, not a curated record
UUCAACGGCAAGUGCGACGCCAACCAAGCUUACGCAGCCUAGCCCUUCUAGCCCCGCCCUCUGUCAGGGGAUUGGCGGAGACGCCGUGGCGGCGGCUCCUAUUGGUCGGCGGGGUGAUGCCGUUCUGUUAGGGUGUGCUCAGGAGGCGGCUUUGCUCUUUCUUUCUCCAGAAGCUUCUUCCCUUUGCCGACUCCGUGGUGUCCUCCUCCAGCCGCCGCCAGGAUGAUGGGCCGCCCGGUACUCGUGUUAAGUCAGAACAUGAAGAGAGAGUCUGGGAGAAAGGUCCAGACCGGGAACAUAAACGCUGCAAAGACCAUCGCAGACAUAAUCCGCACCUGCCUGGGACCUCGCGCCAUGAUGAAGAUGUUGCUGGACCCAAUGGGAGGAAUUGUGAUGACCAAUGACGGAAACGCCAUCCUGCGUGAGAUCCAGGUGCAGCACCCGGCCGCCAAAUCCAUGAUUGAGAUCAGCCGCACGCAGGACGAGGAGGUUGGAGAUGGCACCACGUCUGUCAUCAUCCUGGCUGGGGAGAUGCUUUCCGUUGCUGAGCAGUUCCUGGCUCAACAGAUGCACCCGACUGUAGUGAUCAGCGCCUACCGCAAGGCCCUGGACGACAUGAUCGCCACGCUAAAGGAGAUCAGCACCCCCGUGGACACAAGCGACCGGAAGCUGAUGCUGAACAUCAUAAACAGCGCCAUCAACACCAAGGCCAUCAAACUGUGGGCAGAUCUGGCCUGCAACAUUGCCCUGGACGCGGUAAAGACGGUGGAGUUUGAAGAGAACGGCAGAAAGGAGUUUGACAUCAAACAGUACGCCAAAGUGGAGAAGAUUCCAGGCGGGAUCAUUGAAGAUUCCUGUGUCCUGCGCGGCGUCAUGGUGAACAAGGAUGUCACACACCCCAAAAUGAGGAGGUUAAUCAAGAACCCGCGCAUCAUCCUCCUGGACUGCUCCCUGGAGUACAAGAAGGGAGAGAGCCAGACUGAGAUCGAGAUUACCCGGGAGGAGGACUUUUCUCGCAUCCUGCAGUUGGAGGAGGAAUAUAUCCAGCAGAUCUGUGAGGACAUUGUCAGACUCAAGCCCGACCUUCUGAUCACAGAGAAGGGGAUCUCAGAUCUUGCUCAGCAUUAUUUGGUGAAAGCCAACAUCACCGCCAUCCGGAGGGUGCGCAAGACUGACAACAACAGAAUAGCGAGGGCCUGUGGCGCUCGUAUCGCCAGCCGCACAGAUGAGCUUCGGGAGGAGGAUGUAGGGACAGGCGCUGGGCUCUUUGAGAUCAAGAAGAUCGGUGAUGAGUAUUUUACAUUUAUCACAGAAUGCAAAGACCCCAAGGCCUGCACCAUUAUGCUGCGCGGGGCCAGUAAGGAGAUCCUGGCGGAGGUAGAGCGCAACCUCCAGGACGCCAUGCAGGUCUGCCGCAACGUGAUGAUUGACUCCUACCUGGUGCCAGGAGGGGGCGCUUCUGAGAUGACUGUAGCCCAUGUCCUCACUGAGAAGUCCAAGACCAUGACCGGGGUGGAGCAGUGGCCGUACCGCGCUGUGGCUCAGGCUCUGGAGGUCAUUCCGAGGACGCUGAUUCAGAACUGCGGAGCCAGCACUAUCCGGGUGCUGACAUCACUGCGGGCAAAACACACACAAGACGGCUGCCAGACCUGGGGUGUGGACGGCGAGACUGGGGUGCUGGUGGACAUGAAGGAACUGGGAAUCUGGGAGCCAUUGGCUGUGAAACUGCAAACAUACAAAACUGCUGUAGAGACCGCCAUCUUGUUGCUCCGUAUCGAUGACAUUGUGUCCGGUCACAAGAGGAAGGGAGAGGAUCAUGGGAGGGCGGCUCCAGCAGCUCCAGAGAACCCCCAGGAGUGACGACCUAUGAUCAUGUGACCCACGGUUUGCUGAUCCCUCCAGGAAGCGCUUCCAGCACUUGAGGAGACGUCUCGGCAGACGCAGAUACUUCGGCAUGUUAUGUGUUUGUGUGCUGCGCUGUGGUGGGAGACGUUCCUUUUUUUUGUAUUUAUUACUGUCUGAGUGGAUGGGGGCGCAAACGUAGUUUGGGAGGGGUGCCCGGCAAGAUGGCGCACAUCCUGACCCCAAUAAAAUAAAACUUCAUUUCAAACUAA